This is a messenger RNA of Medioppia subpectinata, 327 nucleotides long. NCBI's taxonomy places the organism in Eukaryota, Metazoa, Arthropoda, Arachnida, Sarcoptiformes, Oppiidae. The record is from the annotation of a GenBank genome assembly.
UAACACAUUAUUGUUAUGAUUACUUUGUUAGCGACGACAAUGUCUAGUAUUUGGAUUUAUAUAUCCAUUGGAUUUUUGGUUAUCUCCACUGCAAGUAAUGCUAGAAACACAUCACUAAAUGAGGAACAAAUGACAGGACUGUUGGGCCGUCCGGUGGGUCGUAAGACGAGUCUAUUGACGGUCGGAUAUCACGGACCGGCGCUUUUGCAAGACUUUCAAUUCCUCGAAGAGAUGGCACACUUCGAUAGGGAACGGAUACCCGAACGGGUAGUUCACGCCAAAGGGAGCGGCGCUUUCGGUGUGUUUCGUGUGACAAAUGGCGAAAUG